This is a messenger RNA of Condylura cristata (star-nosed mole), 1456 nucleotides long. It is a transcript of the gene TCN1, whose product is annotated as transcobalamin I (vitamin B12 binding protein, R binder family). The transcript has 9 exons. The record is from RefSeq and is a predicted model, not a curated record. Gene Ontology annotation, molecular function: cobalamin binding. Gene Ontology annotation, biological process: cobalamin transport. Bases 26 to 1315 code for a protein of 429 amino acids. NCBI's taxonomy places the organism in Eukaryota, Metazoa, Chordata, Mammalia, Eulipotyphla, Talpidae.
AGCGCACCAGCGCACUCUGGGAGAGAUGAGACGGUCACACCAGCUGCCCCUAGUGGGGCUCCUGUUGUUUUCUCUUAUUCCAAGUCAACUGUGUGAGGUCUGUGAGGUAAGCAAAGAAAACUACUUCCGUUUAAAACCUCUGAUAAACACAAUGGUCAAUUCCAAAUCUACCAGCGGGGUCCAAGCAGCCUAUGUCCUGCUGUCUCUCAGACUCGCCGGCUUCCAGAACCAAAGCCUGGAACAAGAGCUGAUCCGACAAGUCAAAGACAACGUGGAGAGGAACGUCUCAACUUUAACUUCGGGAGAGCUUGCCGUGAUGAUAUUGGCUUUGGGAGCGUGCCAAAACCCCAGUGGCGCUGAUGGAUAUGAGCCUCACUUAGUUGAGCAGCUGGGAAAAAAAUUCCAAGCAGAAAUUGAACAUAUAGAAGCACACCACGGCAAUCCACUGACUAACUACUACCAGCUGAGCUUGGACCUUUUGACCUUGUGCCUUUUCCAUGGGAGCUACUCAGUCACCAAAGUUUCAAAACUCUUUGCUCCUGAAAACUUUUAUCUUGCUGGUCGGUUCUCAGUAGAUACCGGGGCAGUGGCUGUCCUGGCUCUGACCUGUGUGAAGAGGAGUGUGGUGAACGGGCAGCUAGAGGCAGGUACAGAGCAUCUAGACAGUAUCAGCAAGCACAUAAAGUCACUGGUGGAAAUAAUCCUGUCUGAGAAAAAAGAAAACGGUCUCCUUGGAAAUGUCUACAGCACAGGAGAAGCAAUGCAGGCUCUCUUUGUCUCAUCAAACUGUUAUGAGAAAAGGCAGUGGACCUGUCAGCACACUCUGAACACGGUGCUCGAGGAAACCGCUCGCGGGGUAUUCAGUGUUCCGACUGCUGCCUCCCAGGUCUUGCCCGCCCUGGUGGGGAAGACCUACCUGGAUGUGAACAGAGACACGCCCUGUGUCCACGGCUCAGUUAACUUCGACAUCAUGCAGGAGCCUGUAUCUGUGACACCUAAUUCACCCUCAACUAUCGUAGUACAUUACUCUGUGAGAAUCAAUAAAACCUAUCCCAUUGAUAUCACCGUGCCAGAAGGUUCUGUCUUCCUAGAUGUGAUGGAGGCGGCUCAGAAGAUAGAUAAAGCUAAAUUUCGUUUCACCACAGUGGAGACCGCCUAUGGCUCCUAUGUCAACUCUGUGCAGGGCAUAAGCGCCAACAAUAAUGACAGAACCUACUGGGAGCUUCUGAGUGGAGAUAAACCACUGAGCCAAGGGGCUGGCAGCUAUGUUGUCCACGAUGGGGAAAAUCUGAAGGUUCGCUGGAGCAAAUACUAAUAAACCCCAACCUUCCUCAGCUGGGCCUGCCCUGCUCACGAUGGAAGGUCAUAGUGGCCUCGUACCUGUCUCUGUCUCAAUAGGAGAGUCGCUACCUUCCCCUUCUCUCUUUGCACAUUCAAUAAAAAAUCAACAACUAUG